AUGGGAGAUUUCGGCUGGGCCACCUUCUCCAAAGCCUCCACCUUCGAGGCUGCCAGCAGCGGAUUGCAGGUCUCCCCUUGUGCCCUGGCGCUGUCGACCAGCGCCGGCGCCUGCCUCUCCGAGACCGGCGUCUGGGGGGCGCCAGUGCCGCUGGGCGCGGCGGUCGUCGCCGGGGGCCUGGGUGCGCUGCUCGGCGCCCUCGCGGUGCUGCUGGCGCAGGUGACCGUCUGCGCGUGCCUGGUGUCGGUGCGGAUUGGCCCGCGGGGUCUCUGGAAGACCGCGCCGGCGCCUUCGCGAGCCGAGCGGCAGGAGCAGCUGGCACCCGUCGUGGACGCGCCCGUGCAAGCAGGGGACGCAGUGUUCCUCGACUACGGGGAGGCAGAGGAACCGUGGCAUGAGAGGCUGAUCCUCGCGUCUUUGGGCGGGGCGAAGUACCUGGUGCUGACCCCCGACGAGGACAUGUACGAGGAGGAGAUCGACGCGCGCAGCGUGGCCGACUUCCGUCAGGCGGGCCCGCGAGGCGGCUUGCCGGCCGGCCUUGGAGCAGCCGAGGGCCAGCCGGUCUACCGCUUCACGGAGCGGCCGCGCGGCGCUGCCUUGCAGUCGUGGAUCGACGCGGCGGAGGAGCAGGCCGUGGAGCUGCGCGCGGCGCGGGGGCUCGCCGAGGAGCCUGAGCCUCCGCCCUUGGCUGACGGGGGCGCGCCCUCGGGGGCGGGCGCCGCGGGCUCCGGCUCGACUGGCGAGCGGGCCGACUGGGUCUGCGUGGUCCCCGAGGGCGACGUCAGGCGGGGCGCGGUGCACUCGCUCCCGGACUCGCUCGACACGCCGUCGGAGGACUUCGUGGCGUUCGGGCAGCACGGGCUCUACGACCUGGGCCGUCGCGGCAGGUCGGCGGUCCUGGUCAGGCCGGCGCCGGGCGAGACCGCGGACGAGGCCUUGCGGACCUUCGCGGCGUCCGCGGUGCCGGGCGCUGUCGGGGGGACGCGGGCGCCGCCACCCGCCGAGUGUGAGUUCGAGGACUGGGCGCUGUCGGGCCCCCGCACUGCCUCGCACGUGGCGAAGGAGAUUGCCAGGCAAAGCGGGGGCCCGGUCCAGCGCCACACCACGUGGAAGCACGAGAACAAGCUCAACGACGACGAGCAUAGCGUGGUGGCCCACGAGAUGUUGUCGGAGAUUUUGGAGUUGGCUUGCACCUACGACCAGGUCGACGUGGCCAACCUGGCGAGCAUGGAGGCGCUCGCGAGGCACCUGCAUUUCCUGGAGCACAAGGUCAAGAAGAAGAAGGAGACGAUCAAGGAUUUCGACUCCCAGGACUACUACCUGGGACGCACCAGGAGGACGGGCGGGGCUAUCAUCAGCCCGGAGCUGCUGAAGUGGGUCGCGGAGUCCGCGGCCCGGGACUCGGCCAUCUUGAAGGAGGCCGUGUCGGACGACAAGCCGCCGGACGACGCCCCCAGCCCCGAGGCAGCCCUCGUGGAGUUGCUCGGCAUGGGUAGUCUGGGCUAUGGCCCCGACGGCCCCACUGUGGUUGCGCCGUAUGAUCGCGGCUUGGUUUCGUGGCCUGAGUCGGCGGGCUGUGUCAGCUUGCUGGAGGUGCUGCCGGAGCCAGACCGCCAGGAGGUGAUCGACGGUAGGAAUUCGAUGAUGCUUCGCGCUGAGGAGGUUCGCCCAGGCGCCACCAAGGUGUACUGGGAUAAGACCUUGCAAUCCGACACAGACGAGUACCAGCGGUUCGUGCAGGACCUGCUGGCCCGCGACAUGGUGGAGCUGCGGACUCGUCGCGAGUUUGAAGUGGGAGUCUUCUUUGUGAAGAAGAAGUCGGGCCGUCUGAGGCUCAUUGUGGACGCUCGGGCUGUCAACCAGGCGCUGAAGCGGCCGCCGACGAUUCACAUGGCGUCCACCGCGGCGCUAGUGAACAUGGACAUCGCGGACUGCUUCUACCAGUUCCGCGCGCCGGACUACAUGGUGCCGUGGUUCGGCAUGCGCCCGCUCAGAGCGAGGCAGCUGGGCGUGAUGGUGGUCGACGGCCUCGCGGUCUCAGAGGGGGCGUGGGUCUGCCCGUGCCUGCGGGUGCUGCCCAUGGGCUUCGCGUGGGCCAUGCGCUGGACGCAGCAGGCGCACCGCGAGCUGCUGCGGCGGGGAGGUCUCGGUGGCAUCGAGAGCGAGCUGGUGGACAGGCAGAUCGCUCCGAGCGUGGACUCUCCUCAGGUGCCGAGGGUCGUCUACGUGGACAACGAGAUCUUCGUCUCGUCGCGACCGGGCGCCACCCGGGGUGCGAGGAGGCAGGCAGCCAAGGUGAUGACCGAGGCCGGGCUGCCACUGCACGAGGUCGAGGAGAGCAAGACGGUCGUGGAGGCGCUGGGCCUGGAGCUGGACGGCCUCAAGCUGCGGGCGCGGCUGGCGCGGGCCAAGCGCUGGAGGCUCGGGCUGGGCACCCAGGAGCUAGCCAACGCGCUGCACCUCAUGCCGCUGCUGGCCGUCCAGUUCGAUCUGCCGUGGUCCGGGCGCGUCGCCUGCUCCGAUGCCACGCUGCGCGGCUAUGCGGUGCAGGAGGCCGACAUGAAGCCGCCAGCCGUGCGGGAGGUCGGGCGCUGGCAGCUCUGCUCGAGCGCCCGGGUGAGAGUCUACACGAGCGACCUCUACCUCCUCCUCCGCCGGGGCUCCCAGGUGCUGACCCCAUGGGCCCCCAAGGUUUACAUCAUGUACACCCAGCUCUGCCUCUACGGGUUCCUGAAGGCCUCAGUGGUGCCCCUCGUCGUCAAGUGCUUCGGGAUCUACCUCUGGCUGGGGCCCAUGGGGCUGCUGGGGCCGCUGCUGAGGGCUACUUGGGCGAGGCGGCUGCUGCUGCGCUGGACGCCUGGCGACGCCGGCCCGCUGGAGAGGCCGCCGAGGCUUGCUCGAGCGCUUCCCGAGAGGGAUGCGUUCGCGCGAGCGAUCGAGGCGGCGAGGGCGCGGUCGGUCGGGACUGGUGGACUCACGACGCUGGAGCAGGAGAGCAUCACCCAGAAGACGAGGCAGGACUACUCGAGGAGGCUGGAGCGGUUCGACGUCUUCUGCAAGACCCACGGACUCACCACGGCGAGCGACGUCGAGCUGGAGGAGGCCGUGGUGGAGUACAUGGAGCUGCAGUUCAGCCGGGGGGAGCCGUCGAACAGCGGGGCCAAGCUGCUGGCCGCGAUAGGGCAUCGCGACCCAAGGCUGCACCACGCGGGCAGGCUGCUGAAGCUGCCCCGCGUGGCGAGGGCGCUGCAGGGCUGGCGGAGGCCGGUGCCGCCGCUGACGCGGGCGCCCGCGCCUUGGGCGGCGGUGGCAGCCAUCGCGGUGGCCCUGAUCUACCUCGGCCAGCGACGCGCGGCCCUCGGCGCGGCGCUCGCGGCGGACGCCUACCUGCGCCCAGGGGAGCUGCUGACCCUCAGGGCGGACCACGUGGUGCCGGCGCAACCGCAUGCCGGGGGGGACUACUGCUUCACGUCCCUAGUGCUGCGGCCCGAGGAGGAGCUGCAGUCCACCAGGACCAGGGGCUUCAACGACUCGAUCCUGCUCGACAGCCCCGCGAGGUCUUUUCUCGGGCCCCUGCUGGAGCAGGUCGCUUUCCAGUCACAGCCGAUGGAGCUCCUCUUUCCGUGGUCGGGCGCGGCCUUCAAUGCCAUGUUCAAGGAGGCAGCCGCGCUCGUCGGGCUCGAGAGCUGGGAGUUGACGCCGUGCAUCCUUCGCCACUCCGGGCCGUCUCACGAUCGGCUCACCAAGGCAAGGAGCCUGGAGGCCAUCAAGCGCCGAGGCCGCUGGGCGUCCGACCUCAGCGUCAGGCGCUACGAGAAGGGCUCCAGGGUGAUGCGCCGCCUGGCCUCGCUCGACCGCGGCCGGCAGCUGGUGCUGGCCGAGGCCGACCGACUGCUCGAGGGCGCCCUGAAGGACGGGCGCAUCAACGGCUUCGCGCGGCUGCUCCAG
Molecule: messenger RNA, 3948 nt
Organism: Prorocentrum cordatum
Lineage: Eukaryota; Dinophyceae; Prorocentrales; Prorocentraceae
Source: the annotation of a GenBank genome assembly